UACCGCAUGCGCACCAUGUAUGCGCCAUGGCAUGCGGGCAUGUGCUGUUUCAUUCACGGAUACAGACGACAUGGCCUUAACGAAGACGACGAAAGUCGGCAUUGGAUGGUAGGAUAAUUGUUAUAUCCGGAGGGUUGUACGCUUUUGUCUUGUCCAAACGAUCCAUAGAACGCAAUCGGUAUGACAUGAUGAAAGCGAGGGAAAGUGUAAGAAACGCCAACAUUAAAUAGACUGAUAGAAAAGUUUAUCAAGACCUGAGCCAAGUUUAAUUGACCAUAUACUGUAACCAUGGCUGGUCUACCGCAGCUUGACGAAGAAAAACUUAAAUUAGUUCAGGAUCUAGAAAUAGAGAUGAUGACGGACAUGUACAAUCGCAUGACAUCUGCCUGCCACAGGAAAUGCAUUCCGCCAAAGUACUCCGAGCCAGAGCUCGGUAAGGGUGAAUCGAUUUGCUUGGAUCGAUGCAUCGCCAAGUACUUGGACGUCCACGAGAGAAUUGGCAAGAAACUCACCCAGAUGUCUAUGCAGGAUGAAGACUUUUUAAAGCAGAAAAAAAUAGAACAAACUAAGACGGGAUGAACUGAAUCACCUCUAUAUUGUUCCCUAGUUAGUUGUUUAAACUCUUAAGUAGUUUUCAUAAUAGUGUGACGUAUAAAAUCAAAAUAUAUUUAUCAGGUCAAGUCUCUCUGUCUCACGAGUUCAGCUUUGAAUUUUCCACAAUUUCUACACCAUAAGCAGGACUUUUCCCAAAUUCUUCCAAGUCCGUGUAAUAUCAUUCAUUAGAAACUAUCCUCUGCUCCACAACUUGUGUUCUAUCACCAAUGUACUAAAUGAGAAUGCAAUUAAUUAUCCACUACUGGAUUAUAUUGUUAAUUAGUACUUCUUUGACGUUUAAAUGCAAUUAAACUUGAUGAAACAUUUAA
Molecule: messenger RNA, 923 nt
Organism: Diprion similis
Lineage: Eukaryota; Metazoa; Arthropoda; Insecta; Hymenoptera; Diprionidae
Gene: Tim10
Product: mitochondrial import inner membrane translocase subunit Tim10
Exons: 2
Coding region: 289-579 (96 amino acids)
Biological process (GO): protein insertion into mitochondrial inner membrane
Cellular component (GO): mitochondrial inner membrane
Source: RefSeq, a predicted model, not a curated record